Messenger RNA from Laetiporus sulphureus 93-53, 499 nucleotides. RefSeq lists its product as uncharacterized. The record is from RefSeq and is a predicted model, not a curated record. Lineage: Eukaryota; Fungi; Basidiomycota; Agaricomycetes; Polyporales; Laetiporaceae. The transcript has 3 exons. The coding region runs from base 231 to 464 and encodes 77 amino acids.
GAUCAUUUCUAUGUUUGGGCCGGAUCGCAAGGUAUCCUCUCGCAUACGAACAUCCGCCGUCCGUGCACUGCCCGCUCGGCGCGUUACUAUAGAAUCAAAUACGCGGACGCGUACAUGUAAUCACCCACUUCAAUGCUUCGCGAAGCACAUCCCGUUCCUGGCGAAUCGAUGCGCAUCGGAUGCUGCCAAGUUCAAGAAAGCAACUCUUCAGUGACACUCUGCGUGCCCUGAUGGCCACUAAAACCGAUGAAUGGAAGUGUGUUUCUGGUCGCCUACCCUGCAUUCGACGUUGCGACCAAGCACACGGCUCGACGCUAGCGAGAGCUUCUGCCGGUUCGAUCAACCCAUGCCAUGCGGGUUUAGUGUUCCCGGUCAAUCGCGCCUUCGCGUAUGGUACCACUUACGGAUCUAGAAGCAGCCGCGACGGCGGGGCGGGCCCAUGCGGUCUCAGCCACAUUUUCUAGCAUAUAAAAAGGGUGCCCGCAAGACUGGCGGACUC